UGCAGAGUAAUUCACUUACCUGCAGGUCUCGGUUUUAAACUUACCGCUGCGGGGGAACGCUCCACCCCGCCUGUCAUUUCGCAAUGCGUGAAGCGAUAUGAUACGCAUGCGUCCUGGCGGGUUCUUCACGUAGUCACUCACGUCACUCCGAAGUAAAAUUCCAGAGAUUCACCACUCUCUGUGUAAAAAAUGUUUUUCUCAUCUCGGUCCUAAAAGACUUCCCCCUUAUCCUUAAACUGUGACCCCUUGUUCUGGACUUCCCCAACAUCGGGAACAAUCUUCCUGCAUCUAGCCUAUCCAACCCCUUAAGAAUUUUGUAAGUUUCUAUAAGAUCCCCCUCAAUCUUCUAAAUUCUAACGAGUACAAGCCGAGUCUUUCCAUUCUUUCUUCAUAUGAAAGUCCUGCCAUCCCAGGAAUCAGUCUGGUGAACCUUCUCUGUACUCCCUCUAUGGCAACAAUGUCUUUCCUCAGAUUAGGAGACCAAAACUGUACUCAAUACUCCAGGUGUGGCCUCACCAAGACCCUGUACAACUGCAGUAGAACCUCCCUGCUCUUAUACUCAAAUCCUUUUGCUAUGAACCCUGAACCAACAUCUCAAAACGGGGGAAGGGAAACUGUUGAACGCAGCGGCAGGCAAACGGGCGCGCGGAAAGGAGCCCGGUAACUUCAACAGACCAGAGGCCACACACACAAAUGUGACCUUUGCCACAGGGACUGUCACUCCCGCAUGGGUCUCUUCAGUCACAAGCAAUGCUGCUCCAGCCGAGGUUUGGAGGUACAGAGAUGAUUUAUGAGGAUAUUGCCAGGGCGAGAGGCUCUAAGCUACAGGGAGAGGUUGAGCAGGCUCGGACUCUAUUCCUUGGAGCGCAGGAGGAUGAGGGGUGAUCUUAUUGAUGUGCAUAAAAUCAUGACAGGAAUAGAUGGGGUAGAUGCACAGAGUCUCUUGCCCAGAGUAGGUGAAACGAGGACAAAAGGACAUAGAUUUAAGGUGAAUGAAAAAGAUUUAACAGGAACCUGAGGAGUAACUUUUUCACACAGAGAGUAGUUGUAUAGAACAAGAUGCCAGAGGAGGUAGUUGAGGCUGGGACUAUCUCAACGUUUAAAAAUAAGUUGGACAGGUACAUGGAUAGGACAGGUUUGGAGGGAUAUGGACCAAAUAUGGGUAGGUGGGAAUAGUGUACCUGGGACAUGUUGGCCGGUGUGGGAUAGAGAGAGAGGGAAUGUCGGGGUAAAUUGAAAUUUGAGAAUAUUCAUACCACUGGGCAGUAAGCUGCCAAUUCCUUUUCUCCAGAAAUGCUGCCUGACCCGCUGAAUUAUUCCAGCACUUUGCAUCUGUCUCCAUCAACUAUACGUAACUUAGACACAAAGAGCUGGAGCAUCACAGUGGGACAGGCAGCAUCUCUGGAGAGAAGGGAUGAGUGACAUUUCGCGUCGAGACCCUUUCUUCAGGUCUGAAGGAGGGUCCUGACCCGAGAUGUCACCCAUUCCUACUCUCCAGAGAUGCUGCCUGUCCCACUGAGUUACUCCAGCUUUUUGUGUCUAUCUUCGGUUUAAACCAGCAUCUGCAGGCCCUUCCUACACUAAACCUAACUUGAUCCCUGCAAUGUAAGACUACAUCUCCCAACAUGCCUCGUCUCGUCUCUUGGAGACGAAAAAACUCCCAUCCCAUAGGCAGUCGGUCGCUUCUCAUCCCCCUCUCAGUAUCUUGAGCCGCGUUUGGCUGUGGAAGGGAGGGGCGUCACAGCGUGUCUGGGGCAGGGUUAAAACAAGCGAGGAGCGGGUUUGACUGUGAGUGCAAGGAGGCGCUGCGAACAGCGCUCUGCGAGUCUGCAGCUCCUAAAGUGGAAGUUUUACAACUAAACCGCUCGCUAUCUCUGACAGAACUCCAGGGAUCUAUUUGCCAACAAAAAAAUCUACAUAAUAGAACUCCAACUGAAAAACAAAAAAAAAAUCUUCCUUUGGGAAUCUGGGCGGCUUGUUCCACUGAAGGAAGAUAUAGCGGCAAGCAGUCAAUAGAAAUGCUUUGAGUACCAUGAGCUCUCGUUAGCGUGCCGUGCGCUGACCAUGGCGCCACGGAAGCGGAGCCGCCAUGUGCUGGGAUUCCUCUGCUGCUUCCGGAGCAGCGAGCACCCGGAGAUCACCUUCAAGGACAGCAGCGUGCCCUUGCAGCUCCUGGAGUUCUCCCUGCCCAUCCCACCCGCCGACGAGCUCAACGCCAGGUUUGCCGAACUUGUUGAUGAGUUGGACCUCACGGACAAGAAUCGAGAUGCCAUGUUUGCACUGCCAGCGGAGAAGAAGUGGCAGAUCUACUGCAGCAAGAAGAAGGAACAAGAUGACCCGAACAAGCAGGCUACCAGCUGGCCCGAUUACUACAUUGACCGCAUCAACUCCAUGGCUGCAAUGCAGACAGUGUUUGCUUUCGAUGAAGAGGAGAUGGAAAUGAGGAACACAAUUGUGGAGGGGCUCAAGACAGCCUUGAGGACACAGCCAAUGAGGUUCGUGACGAGGUUUAUCGAGCUGGACGGGCUGACGUGCCUGCUGAACUUCCUGAGGAGCAUGGCCCACGACACGUUGGAGAGCCGCAUUCACACAUCCGUUAUAGGGUGCAUCAAGGCUCUGAUGAACAACUCCCAGGGGCGGGCCCACGUGCUGGCCCACCCGGAGAGCAUCAACGUCAUCUCGCACAGCCUGCGGACGGAGAACGUCAAGACCAAGAUCGCCGUGCUGGAGAUCCUGGGGGCCGUCUGCCUGGUGCCGGGGGGCCACAAGAAAGUACUGCAGGCAAUGUUGCACUACCAGAUCUAUGCCUCGGAGAGAACCCGCUUCCAGACGUUGCUGAACGAAUUGGACAAGAGCACUGGAAGAUACAGAGAUGAGGUCCACCUGAAAACUGCCAUCAUGUCCUUCAUCAACGCUGUGCUGAACGCCGGAGCUGGAGAGGACAACCUGGAAUUCCGACUGCACCUGCGGUAUGAGUUCCUCAUGCUGGGAAUUCAACCCGUAAUCGACAAGUUGCGGAGCCACGAGAAUGCAACAUUAGACAGGCACUUAGACUUCUUUGAGAUGGUCAGAAAUGAGGAUGAGAAUGAACUGGCAAAACGACUAGACAUGGUCCACAUCGACACCAGGAGCACGAGUCAGAUGUUUGACCUAAUCCGGAAGAAGCUGAGUCACACGGACGCCUACCCACACCUGGUUUCAGUGCUCCAGCAUUGCCUGCAGAUGCCCUGGAAGAGGAACGGAACCAACAGCCAGCACUGGCAGCUCCUCGACAGGAUACUACAGCAGAUCGUGCUGCAGGAUGAGAAGGGGGAAGACCCUGACGUCGCGCCGCUGGAGAACUUCAAUGUCAGGAACAUCAUCCGCAUGUUGGUGAACGAGAAUGAAGUUAAGCUGUGGAAGGACCAGGCGGAGAAGUUCAGGAAAGAACACAUGGAACUGUUGGCCAGGUUGGAGAGGAAGGAGAGGGAGUGCGAGACCAAGACGCAGGAGAGGGACGACAUGAUGAGGACGCUCAACAAGAUGAAGGACAAGCUCCAGAAGGAGUCGGUGGAGCUGCGGCACGCACGAGACCAAGUGAUGGAACUCAGCGCACGUCUCAAUGACCUGGCGGAGGCGAACGGAUUCGGCCUCUCCUUCCCCCUGCCCCCUCCCCCCCCCGGCGGCCCCCUCCCCCCCCCUCCCCCUCCCCCGCUCCUGGGCGACCUCCCCCUGCCCACCCCCCCCCUGCUGCUGUACGACUUCCCGCCGCCCCCUCCCCCGCCCCCACCCCCCGGCGCACCCCCCUUCUUCAACUGCCCCAUGCCCCCACCGGCCUGCCUGCUCACCACCGGCAGCAUGAGAAGGAAGGCCAUCCCACAGCCGUCUCACCCACUCAAGUCCUUCAACUGGCACAAGCUGGCAGAGAACAGAAUCGGUGGCACGUUGUGGUCCGAGAUCGAUGACCUCCGAGCUUUCACCGUCCUGGACUUGGAGGAUUUUGAGAAGAUGUUCUCUGCGUACCAGCGACAACAGAAGGAGCUCGGCUCCAACGAGGACCUCUACCUCACCAUCAGGAAGGUGAAGGAGCUGUCAGUAAUCGACGGGCGCCGGGCCCAGAACUGCGUCAUCCUGCUGUCGAAGUUGAAGCUGUCUAAUGAGGAGAUUAAGCGCGCUAUCUUGCAAAUGGAUGAACAGGAGGACCUGCCCAAGGAUAUGCUGGAGCAGCUCCUCAAGUUCGUGCCAGAGAAGAGCGAUGUGGACCUUCUGGAGGAACACCGGCACGAGACCGAGCGCAUGGCCAGGGCGGACCGCUUCCUCUACGAGAUGAGCAGGAUCGACCACUACCAGCAGCGUCUACAAGCCCUGUUCUUCAAGAAGAAGUUUGCCGAGCGACUCGCUGAAGCAAAGCCAAAGAUCGAAGGAAUUCUUCAGGCUUCCAAAGAGCUGUGUCAGAGCAAGAGGCUGAAACAGCUGCUGGAGGUGGUGCUUGCCUUUGGGAACUACAUGAACAAAGGCCAGAGGGGGAACGCUUUUGGCUUCCGAGUUUCCAGCCUCAACAAGAUCGGAGACACCAAAUCAAGCAUCGACAGGAGCAUCACGCUUUUACACUAUCUGAUCAUGAUCUUUGAAAAGAACUACCCUGAGAUCCUCAACAUCCACGUGGACCUGCUCCAUGUCCCAGAUGCAGCUAAAGUGAACUUGGCAGAAUUGGACAAAGAAAUCAACAAUCUAAAGAAUGGCUUGAAGGCUUUGGAAUCUGAGCUGGAGUAUCAGAGGAAUCGCACGCGGACCUCCGAGGACAAGUUUGUUCCGGUCAUGAGCGACUUCAUCACUGUGGCCAGUUUCAGCUUCUCCGAGAUGGAGGACCUCCUCGCUGAGGCGAAAGAUAAGUACUCCAAGAUGCUGAAGUACUUCAGCGAGGAGGAGGCCAGGAUGCAGCCGGACGAAUUCUUCGGCCUGUUCGACACGUUCCUGCAGUCGUUCAGCGAAGCCAGGCACGACCUGGACAACAUGAGGCGGAAGAAGGAAGAGGAGGAACGGCGGGCUCGAAUGGAGGCCAUGCUGAAGGAGCAGCGGGAGAAGGAGCGCAGGCUGAAGAAGUCUCGGGCGGGCAGCGUGUCGGAGGAGGUGGGCGAGUUCGAUGACCUGGUGUCGGCGCUGCGCUCCGGGGAAGUGUUCGACAAGGACCUGUCCAAGCUGAAACGCAGCCGCAAACGCUCGGGCAGCCAGCUGCUGGAGAACAGUAGGGAGAGAGCUGUCAGCAAGCUGAACUACUGAGCUGUGUCACCACACACACUCACACACACACACACACACUCGCAACACUGACACACACGUACUCACACACACACACAC
Messenger RNA from Leucoraja erinaceus (little skate), 5337 nucleotides. It is a transcript of the gene daam2, whose product is annotated as dishevelled associated activator of morphogenesis 2. Gene Ontology annotation, biological process: positive regulation of canonical Wnt signaling pathway; actin cytoskeleton organization; negative regulation of oligodendrocyte differentiation. The record is from RefSeq and is a predicted model, not a curated record. Gene Ontology annotation, molecular function: small GTPase binding; actin binding. Lineage: Eukaryota; Metazoa; Chordata; Chondrichthyes; Rajiformes; Rajidae.